This is a messenger RNA of Ruditapes philippinarum (Manila clam), 4088 nucleotides long. RefSeq names its product calcium-binding mitochondrial carrier protein SCaMC-2-like. Bases 118 to 1581 code for a protein of 487 amino acids. The record is from RefSeq and is a predicted model, not a curated record. Gene Ontology annotation, biological process: transmembrane transport. The transcript has 12 exons. Gene Ontology annotation, cellular component: mitochondrial inner membrane. Gene Ontology annotation, molecular function: calcium ion binding; ATP transmembrane transporter activity. Lineage: Eukaryota; Metazoa; Mollusca; Bivalvia; Venerida; Veneridae.
CAGUAACACCGUCAAAGUUGACCAAUCAAAAUCGAUGUACUAUUCUGGCAGAAACUGGUGAGGAAAGUGACAAAAUGACAAUUUAGUUAAUAUUUUUCAUUAAAUAUCUCAAUAACUAUGUCCAAAGGACCUAACAUAUCCAAGGAAGAUCAGCAGAGGUUUGCUGAAUUGUUUAACACAAUUGACAGAAACAAAGAUGGGAGAAUUGACAUCAGUGACUUGAGUGCACUUCUCAAGUCAAAAAAUGUUCCAAAUGCCUCGGAUCAAGCACAGCAUCAUCACAAGCAUCAUAUACAACACUGGGAAACGUAUCAUCGGCGUCAUAUACGACAUUGGGAAAAGCAAUUGAUGAAACAUGACGAGGAUAAAGACGGGAAGAUGUCAUUUGACGAGUUUCUCAAGUACGUCACAGAACACGAGAAAAAACUCAAACUCUACUUCAAGAAGCUGGACACCAAUCAAGAUGGUGUUAUUGAUGCCAGUGAGAUCAAAGCAUCCUUUGAGAAUAUGGGUGUCAAUGUGUCCAGUGCCGAAGCUGAAAACCUCCUGAAAAGAAUGGACACAGAUGGCACGUUAGCGAUAGACUAUGGGGAGUGGAGAGAUUUUCUGAUAUUGUCACCUAGCAACAACCUUCAUGAUAUUCUCCAUUACUGGAGACACUCUACAAUAAUUGAUAUUGGUGAAAAUGCAAUAGUUCCGGAUGAUUUCACAGAGACUGAGAUGAAGACGGGAAUGUGGUGGCGCCACCUAGUGUCUGGUGGAGCAGCUGGUGCUGUUUCACGUACAUGUACGGCUCCGUUAGACAGAUUGAAGAUAUUGUUCCAGGUACACGGGUCAAAAAUAGAGAAGAAAAAUAAACUAACUAUAGGUGAUGGUUUUCGACAUAUGUUAAAAGAGGGCGGUGUGAAGUCACUUUGGCGUGGAAAUGGCAUCAAUGUGAUAAAAAUAGCUCCUGAAUCAGCCAUAAAGUUUAUGGCAUAUGAACAGUUUAAGACUAUAUUUAAAUCAGAAAAUAAGGAGAUAGGACCUUUAGAAAGAUUUGCAGCUGGUUCAUCUGCAGGGGCAUUUUCUCAAACAUGUAUAUACCCCAUGGAGGUAUUGAAAACACGUCUAGCAAUACGCAAAACCGGCCAGUAUAGUGGCGUGAUAGACUGUGCCAUGAAACUCUGGAAAAACGAGGGUCCAGGUGUAUUUUUUAAGGGUUAUGUACCAAAUAUUAUUGGUAUAAUACCUUACGCUGGAAUAGAUCUGUGUAUAUAUGAGACAUUAAAAAAGUUAUACAUGAGAAAAUAUAAGGACCAAGAUCCUGGAGUGAUGGUAUUGUUGGCAUGUGGUACGACCAGCUCCACGUGUGGUCAACUGUGUAGUUAUCCCCUCGCCCUUGUUAGAACAAAACUGCAGGCAGACGCAAAAUCCACACACACCAUGAGCUCCAUGUUCAAACAGAUCUACACUCAAGAAGGCUUUAAAGGUUUUUACCGCGGUCUCGCUCCAAAUUUCCUCAAAGUCGCUCCAGCUGUUAGCAUCAGCUACGUCGUGUAUGAAAAUGUCCGCAAGCAACUCGGUGUGAAGUCUUCAUAGGCAUUUAUCUUGUGCUAUAACCAUAUCUAAACUCUGAAUAUAGUGAUAGACUAUACUAAGAAAAAAUAAUCCAUAGAAUAUUUAUAACUAUAUAACAGCACUCGCGGAAAUUUGAAUCAGUCGAAAAAAACUGAUGUGUAUAUACCGGGUUGUAUAUAUACCAGUAAUGAUCACUGCCUUGAGACGAAUAUACGGAGAGAGUAGAAGUUGUGCUUAUUUUUUGUGUAAGCUGCAAGAUGAGAAGUUGUUUAAUGGAUAUAAAACAAGGUCUAAUGUUAAAAAUAUUUUUAUUAGUCUUUCUACCAGUUUUUAGGGGCUCUGUUCUGGAUCAUAAAUGUUGUGAAGCAUUGAUUUUUCUAUAGCAAUAUUGUCAUAAUUGAUAAAAAAAAAGUUCUUUAAAUUUUAAAAAAAGAAGCUUCUAAUUGGUUUGCAGGAAAAGAAAAGGAAAACAUUUUGUGUAUCAAUUUAUCUGGCCUUUAUUUGUAUUGAAAAUAUGAACUUGAGGUUGAAGAUUUAUUGUAGUGUAAAACAUUUGCCUGAUUUAUUGCAGAAUUUUAUAGAAUAUCCAAGACGUGUCAGUCAGUGUCACUUUGAUGAAUUUUUAAACAUUUAUUUAGGGGAAAAAAAAAGAGAUCAAUAUUUGUAUGAAAUGUUCGUAGAAACUACUUUUGGGAUUUUUUUUGUGAAAAUUGAAGGAAUUUCAUUAAUUUGUAAAUGGAACAUAUUCUCAAAAUCAGUUUUGGAAUUUCUUGGCAACAUUUUGCAAGUGUAAAUUGAGGAAAUUUCAUAAAUCAAUAAAUUAGGUGACCAAAUAUAUGCACACAAAUAAGUCAGUGUAUUGCUUGCAUUAUGCUUAAACUUUAACUGUUUUGACAAUGAUAGUUAUUCACACACAAAAAAUAAAACAAAUUCAAAAAAGUUAAGUUUUUAAAUCUUGUAUUUUUCAGUCUUUUGCACAAUAGCAAAUUUCGUAUACGAUACAUAUAUAUUUUUGUCUUUCUGGGCAUUAUGUUUAAAUUUUCAAGGGAUAUUUAUAUCAUGUUUUUCUUAGAUGUGAAAUAAAUCACAGAUUUUUGCAGUUGUGAUAAAGUCACUCAUAUUGUAAAUUUCACCACCCUGUAUAAAUAGGUUUUUUUGCCCCAGGGUUCAAAAUAUUUUCUGGAAGCUCUUCUGAAAAGUAGUACUGUUUUUAUCCUAAAUGCUGUGUAAAUUCUGUUCAAUGUUGUACUACCUCAAACGCUAGAGUGACACCUAACAGCAUUUUGAUUUGUAAGUUUAAGGUUCAUUGCAUAAAAACAAUAAGUUACAGAAUGAUUUACUUAGACAAAUAUAAGAAAUGAUAAGAAUACUAGUUAGUUUAAAAAAACAACAACACAAGUUGAAUUUCUUAAAGGAACUCCACUGAGGUCCAAAUACCUAAAAACAUAAAAUUUCAAAAUCUAACAAAUAUCAAGUGAAACACUUAAAAUGGACAAAUCUGCAAUUGAUGACAAAGAAUUAUACUCAGAUGUGAAUUGGAAAUCGAUUUUUGUACAAUUCUUAGUUGAUUUUAAGCGAAAAGCGUUGCAAUACUAUUCAUUUUUGGGUCCUUUUAUAUUGUAAAAUGAUCAUUCUGGAAAGAGAGAGAGAGGGAAUAAGCUGAAAAUGUGCACACAAAUAACUGGUCCAGACCUACAUCUAUUGGUACCAAAAAACCUCGCAAAAAUAUUUCCAGUCCUGGCUUGUCAAAAUUCCUCAGUGGAGUCCCUUUAAGAUGAUCAACAUCUAACAUGCUGUAAAAACUGUUAUGUAGACAUUAUAAAACUCAUGUUUACUCUUUUUAAAGAAAGAAAAAAAAUUGUUACUGGGACAUAAUGGGCCUUUAAACACAUCAAGCAGGGAAAUGAAUGGCAAUAUUGGUAGUACCACUUUAGUGGAUCAAGUUAUGUAAAUUAUAUACCAAAAUGUUAACCAGAUUUGAUAGGUCUAUUAUCACAUGAGCAGUGAAUUGUGAGAAAAAGGAAAAACAUACAUUUUAUGAGUGUAUGACAAACAAUUUUAAAAUGUAGGAAAUACUUUCAAAGUGAAGCUAAGCUUUUUGCAUAUUAUACGAAUUAUCAUCUAAUAGUAUAGUUUCCGAUUUUAAAACUUGCAACAGGGGUACAAAUCGAUAAAGACAUUGCAACAUAAAAGUUUGUUGUAAAUUUUCUUUUUUUCUCAGAAAAUUAUUUUGAGAAAUAUUAGAAUGUAAAAUUUUUUUUUCUUAAAACUUAUAAUUUUUGUAAAAGAUCUGCAGUUAUUUUUGUUAUGAUCCUGGGUGAUUAUCCAUUAUUGAAAUGUGAUAUAUUUUAAUUCAUGUUGGGUAAAUUUGUGCAUUUUAUAGAAAACUUAAUUAUAUGGUAGUGUACUCGUGUAUUUCUUCUUUUUUUUUAAUGUUAUAUGUUAAAAUUAGACAUGUUUUUGCACAUAUUAAUCAGUGAUUUACAGCACAUACACUAAAAAUCAGGCACCCAAAAUAUUGUCAGUUU